Molecule: messenger RNA, 954 nt
Organism: Porites lobata
Lineage: Eukaryota; Metazoa; Cnidaria; Anthozoa; Scleractinia; Poritidae
Source: the annotation of a GenBank genome assembly
AUGGUAACAGAAAAGAGAGCCAGACACCUGAGGAACUUGUUAGAAGGUAACACCCAGGUUAUCCUGAUGGUAUCCCUUAUUAUUAAAGAAAGAAUCCUUGGAAUGUACCACAGUGAGCUUCUCCAAUCAAUUAAACUUGUUUGCAAGCAGGGCAACCUCACUGAUCCUUCUGUACUAAUAGCAAUGUAUAGUCGUGCUGUGGAUAUAGCACAGAAAUCUAAUUUAUCUGCCCGUGAUGAUUUUUAAGAAAUAUGGUAUUUAUUGCAUGAAAUGUACAGGGGGAGUAAUCAUCUAAAAGAAAAGGAUUUGCUUGAAUUGCUGAGGCAAAUAGUUGUUGAGUAUGAGAAGCAACAUACGAAGAGAAAGAGAAAUGAUAACAAGCAAUACUGUCAAGAGCUGGUCCUGGAGGAUCUCUUCGACUGUUCACUUGAACUUGUGCUCAUGAUUUCAAAAUUUGAAUUUUGUGACGAGAGGAAUGCCUCAAGUUUGACCAUGUUGUUGAGGAAACUCUUCAUGCAGGAUCCUAGAAACAGAUCUGGAAAUACACUGUUACAUGAGUUCAUUGAAAGGUGCACAGAUGAUGAUGAUGAUUUAUUUCCUUGUCGUCAAGCAGUGAAUCUUCUUUUGAACGAAGGGUUCAAUGUCAAUGUUGUCAACGAUGAAGGAAACACUCCACUUCACAUAGCUGUCAUGUUAGAACCCAGGAAUGACAAACUUUAUCUUGUUACUGAAAUCCUGCAGCUUUUGUUUUAUGGAGGUGCUCAUCAUGAUUUUGUCAACAAUGAUGGUAAAACACCCAUGGACAUGGCUAAAACUGAUGAAGCUCGCAUGAUUCUUUCAGAGAGGAGAAAACUGGAGUUAAAGUGUAUCAGUGCCAAAGCUGUCAAAAAGUUUGGAAUUCCUUAUUUGGGUGUGGUACCAAAAACCCUGGAGAAUUACAUCAGCAGGCAUUAA